AUGUCCCCGCAAGGCCAUCCGCACCGCAGCCGCCGCACCUUCCACCAUCUGUACCACUCCACGCACCACGGGCGCCACGCGCACUACUCGCAUAGUAACCUCCCCUCGUCGCCCGUCCUCUCCUUCGUCUCCUCCCUCAUCACCCCGUCCCCGCGCUUCUUCUACCCCUUCCUCGUCUUAGCUCUGCUGGUCGUCAUCGGCCUCGCGUCGCUCACGCACUUUACGCACGCUCUCAUCCCCCUCUCGCGAUUCCGAUUCACCCGCUCCACUGCCGAUUCCACCAUCGACGGCGCAGCAGCGUCGGACGCGCAGCAGCAGCAGGGAGCAGCGGUGGACCCUUUGUCCCCGUUCCCUUUCGCUCCGCUCACCAAUCUGAUCCUCGUCGCCGGUCACUCCGUGUACACCAGUCCAACAUGCGCGCCGCUAGAUGCGGACCCGUCAUGGCAUCUCGAGCCGUACCAGCUGAAUUCGGGCGCCGCGUCGUCGUUCGUGGAGCAUAUACGGCUCGGAGUGACGGCCGCGGCGGAGGAUAGCAGCGCGCUGCUGCUGUUCAGCGGCGGGGAGACGCGCAGAGAUGCGGGGCCACGGAGCGAGGCGCAGAGCUACUGGAACGCUGCGGAGAAGCUGAGCUGGUUCGGGCACACGGAGGUGAGGGGGAGGGCGCUGACAGAGGAGUAUGCGAGGGACAGCUUUGAGAACCUGCUGUUCAGCGUGUGCCGCUUCCGCCAACUCACAGGGACAUAUCCCAACAACAUCACAGUGGUGAGCUACGAUUUUAAGAAGUUCCGGUUCUCUCAGAUGCACCGCGGGGCGCUGCGCUUCCCCUCCGACCGCUUCUCCUUCCUCGGCUCGCCCAUCGCCGAGUCAGCCCGCGAAUCCGCUGCCAAAGGGGAGGCGCGCACGCUCGCAGCAUUCGAAAAGGAGCCGUACGGGUGUGGGGGGGCGCUGGGGCAGAAGAGACGGCUGAGAGACCCGUUUGUGCGUGUGGUGCCGUAUCCUAAUGGGUGUAAAGAGAUGGCUGCGCUUUUUACCACUUGCUCCUCACAGCUUUUCUCAGGGCGCUUGCCGUGGGGCGUGGUGGGGAAGGGCAAGUACCGCAGGGGGUUCUCGGGGUGA
Messenger RNA from Closterium sp. Yama58-4, 1116 nucleotides. The record is from the annotation of a GenBank genome assembly. NCBI's taxonomy places the organism in Eukaryota, Viridiplantae, Streptophyta, Zygnematophyceae, Desmidiales, Closteriaceae.